Camellia sinensis is the source of this 336-nucleotide messenger RNA. Lineage: Eukaryota; Viridiplantae; Streptophyta; Magnoliopsida; Ericales; Theaceae. The record is from RefSeq and is a predicted model, not a curated record.
AUGGGGCAACAGUCUUUGAUCUACAGCUUCGUGGCUAGAGGAACAGUGGUUCUCGCCGAAUUCACUGGAAAUUUCACGAGCAUCGCUUCUCAGUGCCUCCAGAAACUCCCUUCCUCCAACAACAAGUUCACCUACAACUGCGAUGGCCACACCUUCAACUAUCUCGUCGAAGACGGCUUCAGUCUAUUUCUUCUUCAUUCAACUGCUUAUGGAUAUGUAAGCUCUUCAACUCCGGCAUUUCCUUCAAGAAUAAAGCGGGUGUUCUACAUGUCAAGUGAAGGCAACAAUUUAUUGCAUGAGGUUUUUCCCAAUGUAAACCCAACUGUCCUGGAUUAG